GACGACGACGACGACGACGACAACGAUGGCUGACGAUGAGAAACGGCGAUGGGUGGGGACCACUCGGAGUGAAGUAACGCACGGAUCCUCUGGCGGCAGCAGCGACUCGGAAAAGAAAAUCGGCGGCGGCAGCAGUGGUAAUAGUGGAUCAUGGUCAGCAUCCACCACCGACUCCGGAUCGGGAUCGGAGGUCUCCACCACGCUCGGCGCCGGAACGGGUAUCAGCAUUACGGAGGGAAGAGCGGUUAAUAGUGCCGGGGAAAGGGCCGGCGGUGGCGGUGGCGGCGUCGGACUUGGAAUUGACGGAGCGGGUCACCAUGACGAAAAUGAACAAAGAGUGGAAAGAGACAGUGAGGGAAGACCGGUCGUAUAUAAGGUCUAUAAAAGGAGGUGGUUCGGGUUGGUGCAGUUGACCUUGUUGAAUAUCAUUGUUAGCUGGGAUUGGCUCACCUUCUCGCCCGUCGCCUCCCAGGCCGCCGCCUACUUCCGCACCACUGGAACGACCAUCAACUGGCUCAGCACCGCCUUCCUCUUCGCCUUCGCCUUCAUCACGCCCCUGGUCAUCUACGUCCUGCACCUCGGCCCCAAGUUAUCCAUCACCACUGCCGCUGCCCUUCUGCUCAUCGGCAACUGGGUCCGCUACGGGGGCUCCCACUCUUCCUCUCCUUCAGGUGGCCACUUCGGCAUCGUCAUGUUCGGCCAGAUCCUCAUCGGGCUCGCCCAACCCUUUGUCCUAGCCGCUCCCGCCCGCUACUCGGAUCUAUGGUUCACCAACCGCGGCCGCGUCGCCGCCACCGCCUUGACUUCCCUCGCCAACCCGUUUGGCGCCGCGCUAGGCCAGUUGAUUGUGCCAUUCUGGGUCGACAAGCCAUCCGACAUAUCAAGAAUGGUUCUCUACGUCUCCAUCAUCUCCUCCAUCUGCUCCGUUCCCGCCUUCUUCAUCCCCUCCCGGCCUCCGACGCCCGCUGCCCCGUCUUCCGCCACGCCCAAAUUACCUCUCCGCACUUCGGCCGCGAUCCUACUAGGCCACGCCGAAUUCUGGCUCCUCUUCGUCCCCUUUGCCGUCUACGUCGGCGCUUUCAACUCCAUCUCCUCGCUGCUCAACCAAAUCAUGGAACCCCAUGGCUAUACCGACGAAGAAGCCGGCAUCGCGGGGGCCGUGCUCAUCGUUGUUGGGCUGCUUGUGUCGGCCAUCACUUCGCCCAUCAUCGACAGGACGAAAGCGUUUUUAACUACAAUCCGUAUUGCCGUCCCGCUUAUUGGGAUCUGCUACCUCGUCUUUCUUUGGAUGCCGUCCACCCACGACUCUGCGGGCCUCGCUGGUCCUUAUGUCAUUUUGGCCAUCCUGGGCGCGGCGAGUUUCAGUCUGGUUCCGGUGGUGGUGGAGUUCUUGGUGGAGGUGACGCAUCCGAUUAGUCCCGAGGUGACGAGCACGUUGGCGUGGAGCGGGGGGCAGGUAUUGGGCGGGGUAUUUAUUAUUGUUUCGGGAGCGUUGAAGGAGGAGAAGGGAAAAGGGGGGAGGCCGGAUGGGAAUAUGUAUUGGGCGUUGGUGUUUCAUGCUGUGGUGGCUAUGGUGACGGUUCCGGUGCCCCUUUGUUUAGGGCUGUUUGGGCGGAGGGAUAAGGUUAGUUUGAGGAGGGUGAGGUCGGAUGAUGGUAGAGGGGAUGGGACGGUAGAUGAGACGGCCUGAUUUUUCUUUUUCUGUUCAUGCUGAGGGUUGGGCUCUGCAAUGGCGUUAUGUUAUUCAUGAUGGAUGAUGGUGUAUGUGUUAUGGCUUGUUUGAUAUGUAUGUGGAUGCACAAUGUCGUUUAUACCCCCUGUUACGGGUUUUGGGUACAUCUAUUAGGAUCAUUAUCUUGUAUAUGUAGGUCUCCCGCUCCUGUGCUCGUCUCAUAGCAGGGCAGGCAGGGGUGAUAUUUACUUUUUAACCAAUCAAACUCAUCUCGUCACUUGUCACUCGUCAGCAUCACUGCCUCUCGAGAACCCUGCCCAACCUCGCCUCCCACUCCCCUCUCAACCUCUCCAUCUCCUUCCAACACUCCACCCCCAACAUCUCAAAUUCAACCCUCUUCUCCUCCGUUAGAUCCACCGCCCCGGAUUUCCUCCCCACAAUCUUCCUCCCAAUGUGCCUCUCCCCCUUCUCAUUCUUCAGCUCCUUUCUCGUCCC
Molecule: messenger RNA, 2167 nt
Organism: Neurospora hispaniola
Lineage: Eukaryota; Fungi; Ascomycota; Sordariomycetes; Sordariales; Sordariaceae
Product: major facilitator superfamily domain-containing protein
Exons: 2
Coding region: 26-1690 (554 amino acids)
Biological process (GO): transmembrane transport
Cellular component (GO): membrane
Molecular function (GO): transmembrane transporter activity
Source: RefSeq, a predicted model, not a curated record